Molecule: messenger RNA, 330 nt
Organism: Dovyalis caffra
Lineage: Eukaryota; Viridiplantae; Streptophyta; Magnoliopsida; Malpighiales; Salicaceae
Source: the annotation of a GenBank genome assembly
AUGGCUUAUGCAAAGGGACUGCUCCAACAAUACGUGCAGUCACUGUUUGAUGAGGGGAUUGUGAAUGCUCAGCUUUGUCAUAUUCAAAGUUUGAAAACAGAGGAGGAACCUGAUCAUGUUGUGCAGUUGAUCAAUACAUACUGCAUUGAUGUGGAAGCAAUCUUAUUUGAACUUACAAGCUACAUUGAUCAUCUUGAUGUUGAUUUUUCUAAGGUGGCUGCCCUAGCCCAGCAAGUGGAGGAGAGAAACUCACUCAUGGGAGCUGAGCAUAUGAGGCUUGCAUGUGCUGAUCUCAUUCAACCUUGUCGUCAGAUGGAUAAAAGAAAGUAA